CAAAACACAACACCUUCCAAACGGCCGGACUCUCACGCACCAAACCUAGCCCCAACUCUUAAACCCUUUUCAUUCUUUUUUCGUUUUUUAGCUGAUACUAAAAUGUUGUCUUCAAACAAUUAUCUCAUGGCUGUUCCGAACAAAGUUCUCUUUACUGUCGUAUUAACAAGGUUAACUGUCCCUCUCGAUUAGCUUCCACUCGCCGUGUUGAUGAACAUGGAUUUGCGAGGGAAGAAACUCAUCAACGACCCUAAUGAUGUGGUGACCGAAUUCAUUGAGGGUCUCGUUCAAACUUUUCCUUGCUUGCAAUAUUUAGAUGGUUUUCCAGAGGUUAAGGUUGUGCUGCGUGCUGAUGUUUCAAAUGCAACAUACGACAAAGUUGCUGUAAUAUCAGGAGGUGGAAGUGGGCACGAACCCGCUUAUGCAGGAUUUGUAGGAGAAGGGAUGCUAACAGCUGCUAUCUGUGGAGAUGUUUUUGCCUCUCCGUCUGUUGAUUCGAUUCUCGCUGGCAUACGAGCUGUGACUGGUCCUAUGGGUUGCCUUCUCAUUGUCAAGAAUUACUCUGGUGAUCGGUUAAACUUUGGCUUGGCCACUGAGAAAGCAAAAUCUGAAGGUUACAACGUUGAGUUGGUAAUUGUAGGAGAUGAUUGUGCUUUUCCACCACCACGGGUCAGAGCUGGACGAAGAGGUUUGGCUGGGAUUAUUCUUGUUCAUAAGGUUGCUGGAGCUGCCGCUGCCUCUGGCCUCUCUCUCGAUGAUGUUGCUACAGUAGCAAAACAUGCAUCUGAAAUGGUUGGAACAAUGGGUGUUGCAUUGUCUGGUUGCACACUGCCAGGCCAGGUCUUGUCAGACCGUCUCAUCCCCGGAAAGAUGGAGCUUGGUAUAGGAAUUCAUGGGGAACAAGGUAUUGCUGUGGCUGACCUUACGCCUGUGGAUAUGGUGAUUUCUUGUGUUCUUAAGCAUAUAUUAUCACGGGAUAAAAAUUAUGUUCCAAUUACGCGAGGGAGUCGAGUGGUGCUUAUGAUUAACGGAUUAGGUGCCACACCCAUAAUGGAACUGAUGAUUGUUGCUGGAAAAGCAGUUUCUAGAUUGCAGUUGGAACAUGAACUUGCUGUUGAUAGAGUGUAUAGUGGGUCAUUUAUGACUACUCUUGACAUGGCAGGAUUUUCGGUUUCCAUCAUGAAGGCAGAUCAAGCACUCUUGCAACUCUUGGAUGCUGCAACCAAGGCUCCAUAUUGGCCCAUUAAUAUAUAUGGUAAUCAACCAACUUCCGAGGUACCUGAUCCAAUUCCACGAUCUUAUUCAACAAGGAGUGAUGAGGAUCGAGACUUGACAGAAAUUUCUAGGAGAAGUACUCGCAUCAAGAAUUUACAAAAGAAGCCUAGUGCUAGAAUGUUUCCAAGAACUUCUCAUUCGUUUGAGGCCCCUCCUAGACCUCGCCAGGAAAGUGGUGAUUACUCCUCAGUGCCUUGUGAGCUACCGGCUUCAAUUAAAGCUUCAACUCUCCCGCAUGACAAAGGUGAUGGCCCGACAUGCCUGGCUCCUCCUCAAACGACUGCUUCAUUAUGCCAUUCUCUUUCAAAUGAAGAGUUGAGCAAAAUGGAAUCGCAGAAUGGAGCUCUUGCUACUCCAACAAGAUCAAAGAGAAGUGUUAGGGCUACCCCCCUUAGAGGGAAGCGAACCAGAAGAGGAAGGAAGUAGAUAGAUGUUCAAAUUGACUAUGAAGCACCUACGGACCUUGGAAGUGUAAUGUUUGAACCUUUUAAUCUCUUGGUGGAAGUGUAAUGUUUCGACUUUUAAUCUCUUGGUGGAAGUUUAAUGUUUCGAACCUCGGAACCUUGCUC
This is a messenger RNA of Cornus florida, 1844 nucleotides long. Its product is annotated as putative 3,4-dihydroxy-2-butanone kinase. Gene Ontology annotation, cellular component: cytosol. Lineage: Eukaryota; Viridiplantae; Streptophyta; Magnoliopsida; Cornales; Cornaceae. Bases 211 to 1701 code for a protein of 496 amino acids. Gene Ontology annotation, molecular function: glycerone kinase activity. The record is from RefSeq and is a predicted model, not a curated record. The transcript is spliced from 14 exons. Gene Ontology annotation, biological process: glycerol catabolic process.